CACCGAAUUAAAUCAGUGCAGCCUUUUUCCCUUUACCUAUCAGUGCAGGUGGACAGCCACUGUGGACAUUUGGACUUGUAGUCUAAUGCCAAGGCUGAACUGUCUCAGGGCAAAGUGGGGAACUGGCUCAAGGCUGCAAGGGCGACUAUGCAGAUUAGUUUAGUGCGUGUAUGGUAAUAUACUGAAUAUUUAUAGGCUGUUUUAGAUGUUUUUUAAGCCUUUAUUACAAACAGUGGAGCGAUAAUAGAAAAUGAGGAAGAUGCAACAGGUCCCCUGGAUGGCAGUAGCUUUUGCAUAACUAGGCUACUAAAUAUUGUAUGAGGGCCUGAUGUUAGAUAUAGUUUUAAUAUCUUCAUUAUUUCAGUUUAUAUUGUGCUCACAUGUUGCAUAUCCCCAUAUGCAUUCAUGUUCAAUCAUGUAAUCAGAUUACUGGGUAUUUAAUCAUAAUAUAAAUCUGCCAUAUGUUAUCUGUUGUGUGCACAAUUGGGAACAGGGUGUCAAAAGGGUACCAACAAUGAAAUCUAAACUGCUGAUAAAGCUUCACUCUCCACUGAAAGGUUUUGUCUUCCUGGAUGAUGCAACAGAAAGCCCUGGUUUCAGACAACACAACUUGCCAGUCGGACUGUAAAGAAACAAGCACCUCCCCCUGUCUUCAUUUAGCCUGGAGAAAACCUGAAGGAAAGAGUGGAAACAGUUGAGUCCACAGCUGGCUGCAGGAGGAGCGCGCUGCGGGGAGAUUUUACUAUACGUGUCAAGAUGGAAGAAGUACUGGCGCCUUUAAGGGAGGCUGUGAGGGAACAGGGUGACUUGGUGCAUCAGUUGAAGGAAAAAUGCGCCUCAGAACAGGAGCUGAGCAAAGCUGUCGCAGAGCUGAAAGCCAGAAAGAAGAUUCUUGAAGCAAAGGAGUUAGCUCUGCAGCCCAAAGAUGACACAGUGGACAGAGUGAAGAUGGAGGACACCUUAAAGAGGAGAUUCUUCUACGAUCAGGCCUUUGCCAUAUAUGGAGGUGUGAGCGGCCUGUACGACUUCGGCCCUGUGGGCUGUGCCCUGAAGAACAACAUCCUGCAGGUGUGGAGGCAGCACUUCAUCCAGGAGGAGCAGAUCCUGGAGAUCGACUGCACCAUGCUGACCCCCGAGCCUGUCCUCAAGACGUCCGGGCAUGUGGAUAAAUUUGCUGACUACAUGGUGAAAGAUGCCAAGACAGGAGAAUGCUACCGUGCUGAUCACCUCCUUAAAGCUCACUUAAAAAAACUGAUGUCUGAUGAGAAAUGUUCAGCAGAGAAGGUGACCGAGAUGGAGGACGUAAUCACUCAGAUGGACAACUACACUCAGCAGGAGCUGGCCGACCUCUUUGUGAAGUACAACGUCAAGUCUCCCUCCACAGGAAAUGACCUCACACCUCCCGUCUCCUUCAAUCUGAUGUUUCAGACGUCCAUCGGACCAGGGGGGAACAUGCCCGGCUACCUGAGGCCUGAAACAGCUCAGGGAAUGUUCCUCAACUUCAAACGCUUACUGGAGUUCAACCAGGGGAAACUGCCCUUUGGUGCCGCUCAAAUCGGAAACUCCUUCAGGAACGAGAUCUCACCUCGCUCUGGACUCAUUCGUGUCAGAGAGUUCACCAUGGCGGAGAUUGAGCACUUUGUGGACCCAAAUGAGAAGAUUCACCCUAAAUUCUCCAGUGUAGCCGACCUGGAGAUCCUGUUGUUCUCCUCCAAGGCUCAGACGAGUGGCCAGUCUGCACAGAUCAUGAGGCUGGGCGACGCUGUGGAGCAGGGAGUGAUCAACAACUCAGUGUUGGGUUACUUCAUUGGAAGAAUCUAUCUCUAUCUGAUCAAAGCAGGACUGUCCAAAGAUAAAGUGCGCUUCCGUCAGCACAUGGAGAACGAGAUGGCUCACUACGCCUGUGACUGCUGGGACGCCGAGUCCAAAACCUCCUAUGGCUGGAUUGAGAUCGUAGGGUGUGCUGACCGCUCCUGCUAUGACCUGUCGUGUCACUCCAGAGCCACCAAGGUCCCUCUAGUGGCUGAGAAGCCCCUGAAAGAACCCAAAGUAGUAAAUGUUGUCCAGUUUGAGCCCAAUAAGGGCGCCAUAGGAACAGCCUACAAGAAAGAUGCCAAGUCUGUUCUGGAGUACCUGGCUGCCUGUGACGAAUGCUACAUCACUGAUCAGGAGAAGAUUCUCAAUGAGAAAGGGGAGUUCAGUGUUGAGACAAACAACAAGACAUUCAAACUGACCAAAGAUAUGGUCAGUGUGAAGAGGUUCCAGAAAACUCUGCACGUGGAGGAGAUUGUUCCCAAUGUAAUCGAGCCGUCCUUUGGCAUCGGCAGAAUCAUGUACUCCAUCUUCGAGCACUCGUUCCGAAUCCGGCAGGGGGAUGAACAGAGGACGUAUUUCAGCUUCCCUGCCACUGUGGCUCCAUACAAAUGCUCCAUCCUUCCUCUGAGCCAAAACCAGGAGUUUAUGCCAUUUGUCCAGCAGUUAUCUGAGGCGAUGACUAAAAACAGUGUGUCCCACAAAGUGGACGACUCAUCAGGAUCCAUCGGCAGGCGUUACGCCCGGUCCGAUGAGAUCGGAGUGGCGUUUGGCAUCACCAUCGACUUCGACACGGUGAACAAGACGCCUCACACAGCCACGCUGAGAGACCGCGACUCAAUGAGGCAGAUCAGGGCCGAGGUCUCCGAGUUGCCAGGGAUUGUUCGAGAUCUGGCUAACGGCACCUUGACGUGGGCUGAGGUGGAGACAAAGUACCCCAUCUUUGAAGGACAAGAGACCAGCAAGAAGGAGUAGCUGAACUAGGACUCAUCUAGCUACUGUACGCACAGGGACCACAUUGUGAAUAAAGAGAUCAACAUUUCCCCAAGUCAUUCUAUGAUACAGGAAGCUUAUUAGCCUUAUGAAUUGUAUACGUAUACAUACAGGAAAAAGCUAUUUCUCUUGGAUCCAUAGCACUGAUACUGUGAAAGCAAUAAACAGAGAUACAGCCAGCUACAGACUUGAGCUUAAUACAUUUAUCUAACUUUUAUAAUAAACAUUUACA
Molecule: messenger RNA, 3037 nt
Organism: Epinephelus fuscoguttatus (brown-marbled grouper)
Lineage: Eukaryota; Metazoa; Chordata; Actinopteri; Perciformes; Serranidae
Product: glycine--tRNA ligase
Exons: 17
Coding region: 757-2787 (676 amino acids)
Biological process (GO): mitochondrial glycyl-tRNA aminoacylation
Cellular component (GO): cytoplasm; mitochondrion
Molecular function (GO): glycine-tRNA ligase activity; ATP binding
Source: RefSeq, a predicted model, not a curated record